AUGCCAAGGUUCCCUCACUUUUAUUUUCACCAAUCUAUCCCGCCCAAGAAACAAGUCAAGUUUCAGGGCAGCUUUUCGGCGCCGCCCAGCCGGCAGAAAGGGUCCUCCGUUCUAGCCCAGUCGAUGCCCAACUUCUCCGCUUCUCUGCGCAAGGAGAAUAGGAAGCCGGCGAACACGCUGCCGCCGAUGAUGGAAAAAUCUCUAACACCUCCGGUGGCUUUGAAGAACGCGAUGUUGUACGCGAAAUCAGGGGGAAGUAAGUCGGAGAACUUGGCAGAAAAGAGAACCGGCGGCCUGAUGGCGAGGAAGAACUAUGCUUAUGUUGGGCAGGAAUUGAAGCAGUUCUCGUCGACGGCCGCGAAUGCGAUCAACGGCGAAAACAAGGGAGGGAAAUCCGGUAGAGGCUUUGCCAAAUCUGUUGUUGGCUACAAACAGUAUUGA
This is a messenger RNA of Diospyros lotus (date-plum), 441 nucleotides long. RefSeq lists its product as uncharacterized. The record is from RefSeq and is a predicted model, not a curated record. The coding region runs from base 1 to 441 and encodes 146 amino acids. The transcript has a single exon. Lineage: Eukaryota; Viridiplantae; Streptophyta; Magnoliopsida; Ericales; Ebenaceae.